AGACGCAGAGGAGGUCAAAGCGCAUGUCUUGCCCGCUCUCAGGUCCGCAGCAUCCUGCGUCCGUCCGCAGCAGCAUCCUCUCAGGCCCUCCCCCUCCCCCGUGUGCGGAUGGUACGCUCCGCUAAGCCUGGCCGGGUUGCAGUGGAUGUUGCUAGAAUCCACGCGGAGGAAAGAAGAGACGCAGGCAGGCUGCGGUGACCCAAGCGGCCACCCCCCGCUUCAGGGACCCCUUCCUCCAGAGACGACAUCAUGACCCAGGGAAAGCUCUCUGUGGCUAACAAGGCCCCCGGGACUGAGGGGCAGCAGCAGGCAAAUGGAGAGAAGAAGGAUGCUCCAGCAGUGCCCUCGGCACCACCCUCCUACGAGGAGGCCACCUCUGGAGAGGGGCUGAAGGCAGGGGCCUUCCCCCAGGGUCCCACAGCUGUACCACUCCAUCCAAGCUGGGCCUAUGUGGACCCCAGCAGCAGCUCUGGCUAUGAAGGUGGUUUCCCUGCAGGACACCAUGAGCUUUUCAGCACCUUCAGCUGGGACGACCAGAAAGUUCGUCAGCUUUUCAUCAGAAAGGUCUAUACCAUCCUGUUGGUCCAGCUGCUGGUGACCUUGGCUGUGGUGGCUCUCUUUACCUUCUGUGACGUCGUUAAGGACUAUGUCCAGGCCAACCCAGGCUGGUACUGGGCAUCCUAUGCCGUGUUCUUUGCAACAUACCUGACUCUGGCUUGCUGUUCUGGGCCCAGGAGACACUUCCCUUGGAACCUGAUUCUGCUGACCAUCUUUACCCUGUCCAUGGCCUACCUCACUGGGAUGUUGUCCAGUUACUACAACACCACGUCUGUCCUGCUGUGCCUGGGCAUCACAGCUCUUGUCUGCCUCUCAGUCACCAUCUUCAGUUUCCAGACCAAGUUUGACUUCACCUCCUGUCACGGUGUGCUGUUUGUACUGCUCAUGACUCUCUUCUUCAGUGGACUCCUCCUCGCCAUCCUCCUGCCCUUCCAAUAUGUCCCCUGGCUCCACGCCGUCUAUGCUGUGCUAGGAGCGGGUGUGUUCACGUUGUUCCUGGCAUUUGAUACCCAGCUGCUGAUGGGUAACCGUCGACACUCGCUGAGUCCUGAGGAGUAUAUUUUUGGAGCCCUCAACAUCUACCUAGACAUUAUCUAUAUCUUCACCUUCUUCCUGCAGCUUUUUGGCACCAACCGGGAAUGAGGAGCCCUCCCCCCACCCCUGCCCUCCUUCAGAGAAUGCCCCUCCCCUGUCCUGUGACCCUCUCAGAGCUCCUGCAAGACCAGACAUAAACUUGCUGCAGCCAGCUUGUGUGCAGCCGCUCCCUCCUGCAGCCAGCCCUUACCUCGAGCCCUCUGCAGCUUGUACAUAUGCCAUCCUUGGAGCCCCGCAGAUCUGAGGCCACAGCAUCCCCCCGUGGUGCCCCCGGCACCCGAUUGCAUCUUCCAAGUGGCACAGUCAUGGCUGAGGGCAUCUCUGGGUUUGCAGAGACCCCAGAAAUGAGUGGGAGGAGCCCAGAGGUGGGAAGGAGCCCCCAGGAAGCCUGGCUGAGACUGUGACCCCCCCACCAAGUCUUGUAGGGCUCCAUUUUCUCUUUCAGUUCAAGGAACCAAGCUUUGUAAGAAAAAAAAAAGGCUGAGGGGACAUGGCGGCUGGAACUUGAGAAUGGGCUCUGUGGUACAGGGCGAAGCUUUUCCCACCGCUGUCACUCUCUCAGCUGUAGGCUAUUUGCUCAUUCUAGGGACCUGAACAAUAUAAAAGGAAGCUGCUGCUUUCAUUACUUGCCUCAGUUUGCCCUUCUGGGUCAUCCGGGUCAUAGAACAGGGGGAUAUGCUAAGUCUGUCCUGAGCUCCCAGGCAGGGGAAGGCAAGGAGAAGCUGGGAGGGUGAACUGGGGCUGUCAAUCAAAUCCCAUCCAUUGGAAAGGCUCGUAUGACUGCAGGACUAAAGCCCAUCUCUGUUUCCCCACUCUGCUGUUACCACAGGCCUGAGGGGAAAGUGGGGUAGGAGAUCUGGUGGAAGCAGUUCUGUCGUCUGGACUAGCCCUUACCCGGGGCUGCCGUUCAGUCUCCUCCACACCGAUUUCCUAGGUCUUCCCCUAUCUUCUGCAGCAUUCUGUCUUAUCUCCCGCAGGCCUCCUGCGGCCCUAAGAGCAGAGGUAUCCAUCUUUAUCCCUCCCCCAGCUUCCCUGGCCACUCAGCCCAGAGUCCCUGGGCCCUUGCCCCCUUAUCUCCACAUCUCUGUAAUUUGGAAGCUGUCCAGCUAAUGGUCACAGCAAGAGCCAGUCCCCUGAGCCUGUCCCGGGUGAUGAGGCCAGAGCUCCCUCCUUAUCAACUUCCAGGCUGCUGGGAUCUUAGGCAGAAUCGUGCGUCAACCAUCCUGCCCUGGCUGAGUGCCUGCUGCAGUGGGGACCAGGGACCCACACCUGGGGCAGCAUGCAGGCUGCACAUGCACACGGCCAGCUCUAGGCCAGUGGAAAGUUACUGGGUGAAGGCGAGAAGGUUCUGGGUGGAUGUAGAGGACCCUGUUUGCCCCAGGAAAGGGGACUAGGUAGCCUAUCCAUUCCCGCCCCAGCCCCCGCCUCUCCCCACCCUGCCUACUCUCUAGCCUUCAAGAAAUAUUACAGAAGCAUUUGAAGUUUU
Messenger RNA from Rattus rattus (black rat), 2638 nucleotides. It is a transcript of the gene Faim2, whose product is annotated as Fas apoptotic inhibitory molecule 2. Gene Ontology annotation, cellular component: Golgi apparatus; endoplasmic reticulum; membrane. Gene Ontology annotation, biological process: negative regulation of apoptotic signaling pathway. The transcript has 12 exons. Bases 250 to 1200 code for a protein of 316 amino acids. The record is from RefSeq and is a predicted model, not a curated record. NCBI's taxonomy places the organism in Eukaryota, Metazoa, Chordata, Mammalia, Rodentia, Muridae.